ACCAUUUUAAAAAGGAACUUAUUACUGUGCCUAUUUCCGUGUAUUUUCCUGAAAAGUUUUCGGUCACUCCAUUGAGUCAAAGCUUGAGUAAUCCACUGAGCUAUCUGUACCUCGAGGUAAAGGAAAGAAAAAUGAGGUAUUAUACGUGACUUCCAGGUUUGUAAAAAGUUGGGAGGAGUUAGCUCUGGUAAUUGUGUGUAAGUUAGUGAAUGGAGUAAUAUUGUGCCGUAUAAGAGAAGCUAGUCUCCCCAAAUAACCAGAAUAAAUUAAAAGUAAAUUGAAACUCAAGUAUUAUCAAUCACCUUUUUAGCAUUUUUAAAGACAUGUAUGUAAAUUGUAGUUUUAGUUAUUAAUCUAUGUUUUACUCCAAUAAUGUACACUUUACACUCAACCUUCUAAAUUCAAAUCGCUAGGGUUAACAGCUCCAGGAAAUGAUACCAGUAUCACCCAAUCCUUUUCCAAAUCCCCAUUAGAGAAACACGGAGGAUGGGGGCCUGACAAUCACAACUUAUCCAAGAAGCAUGAAAAUAGAAUGAUUAAAUUCCACCAAAGCCAAUUAAAAACCCCAACUUCCCACAGAGCGUUCCCUACACCAAACGGAAUCCCUUUAUUUUCACUCUCACGAAGAAAGUAAUUUGGGAUAAAAGUCGGGUAUUGAGUAUAUGAUAUAUCUAAUAUAAAAUGAGACGAAGGAACCUAACUGAAGCUACAGAAGCAAAGAAACGUAACCAAAACGGGAGAGGAAAGCUGGAAGAGAAACCCGAGAAGGAAAGGGACAGAAGAACCUAGUGGAGCAAAGGAAGUGGAAAUCACUUCAACGGAGGUAGCCUUCAGGAUUGCAGAGAAAUAGGGAUGUAGGUCCACGGAACCGGGCGUUUACGGAACUCAAAGGCUAAUGGGGAAACAAUGGGGCGGUGAGACCGGGAGCAAGCGGAGAGACGCUCAGGAGAGGGCGACUAGGCAGCACGGGACGGGGGGGAUGAAAGAGCAGAAGGCUGCAGCAGACACAGGCGGCAGGGAGGUAAGAAGCUAGGUGGAGAGGCAAGUUGGUCGGGUGUGAUGGGCUAUCGUGGCGCACCGGGUGGGAAGCGAGGGUCCCCUAGGAACCCGGGAUGGGGGUGGGGGGGGGAGUGGCUUAUCAGGGAUUUUUAGACAGGGAACGGAAGCCGUGAAGGCAGGUGUGAUGGAAGCGAAAACACACCUCGGACCAGCACAGGACCCGACGUGCCAGACAAAACGCAAAGGAAGGAAAAGACGGCUGAAGGGGGCAUUGGUGAACUGUGUGGAAUUGCUGAUGCUGGAGUUGAAACCUGAAUAUGAGGAUGCUCUAAACUGAUUUGCAGCACAGUAAAAAUGGGAGAAUAAGAGAACCAGAAACAAGCACCUCCAAAAGUCCUGGGAUUUUCCUGGAAGAAACAUUAUAUCAGAACUGGUUUAGACCUUCUGCCCCAUGACUUCACAGCUGUGUGAGGAUACAAGAAGAAAACAGUCAUUUGCAAACAGGAAGAGUUCCCUCACCGGACACUAGAUCGGGCCUUGAUCUUGGACUUCUAGUCUCCAGGACAGUGAGAAAUAAAUGUUUGUUGUUUAAGCCACCCAGUCAGUCUAUAACACCCUAAACUAAGAGAACACAGUCUUGGAGGUUUGCUUUAAAAAUGAGGAAACCAAGGCCUAGGGAGGAGAGACAAAACACAGUGUGGAAGGUCUCCUAGAUGGCUUUGAUAAACCUAAAUUGUACUCUUGUGUGACUGUAGGCAAGUUUGUGACUAGGCCUCAAAUUCCUCUUCUGCAAAGGGAGAAGACUGAGAAGCGCUCUCACCAUGUGCCAUUUUAGGUACAAGCUUCCAUUCCAGCAACUGAAAGGAAACUGAAAAAAAGUUAUGCCAAUACAAAUUCUUAGUCAACUACAUCACACUGUCUGGGAAGAUGUGGAAAUUAUUUGACGAAGAUUGUUCUACAUGGAUGAUGCUGUCAGUAUAGAAAGUGGUACAAACACUGAACGCCCUGAUACACCUACAAAUACACCAAAUGCUCCUGGAAGGAAAAGUUGGGGGAAGGGAAAAUGGAAGUCAAAGAAAUGCAAAUAUUCUUUCAAGUGUGUAAAUAGUCUCAAGGAAGAUCAUAAUCAACCAUUGUUUGGAGUACAAUUUAACUGGCACAGUAAAGAAGGAGAUCCGUUAGUGUUUGCAACUGUAGGAAGCAACAGAGUUACCUUAUAUGAAUGUCACUCACAAGGAGAAAUCCGGUUGUUGCAAUCUUAUGUGGAUGCUGACGCUGAUGAAAACUUUUAUACUUGUGCAUGGACAUAUGAUAGCAAUACAAGCCAUCCUUUGCUGGCUGUGGCCGGAUCUAGAGGCAUAAUUAGGAUAAUUAAUCCCAUAACAAUGCAGUGCAUAAAGCAUUAUGUUGGCCAUGGAAAUGCUAUCAAUGAGCUGAAAUUCCACCCAAGAGAUCCAAAUCUUCUCCUGUCAGUAAGUAAAGAUCAUGCUUUACGAUUAUGGAAUAUCCAAACAGACACUCUGGUGGCAAUAUUUGGAGGCGUGGAAGGGCACAGAGAUGAAGUUCUAAGUGCUGAUUAUGAUCUUUUGGGUGAAAAAAUAAUGUCCUGUGGUAUGGAUCACUCUCUUAAACUUUGGAGGAUCAAUUCAAAGAGAAUGAUGAAUGCAAUUAAAGAAUCUUAUGAUUAUAACCCAAAUAAAACUAACAGGCCAUUUAUUUCUCAGAAAAUUCACUUUCCUGACUUUUCCACCAGAGACAUACAUAGGAAUUAUGUCGAUUGUGUGCGAUGGUUAGGUGAUUUGAUACUUUCCAAGAGUGGCCGUGCCAUUUUACAUUCCCACCAGCAAUGUAUGAAAGAUCCAGUGUCUCCGAAUCUUCGCCGGCAUUUGUCUUGUGAAAAUGCCAUUGUGUGCUGGAAACCUGGCAAAAUGGAAGAUGAUAUAGACAAAAUUAAACCCAGUGAGUCUAAUGUGACUAUUCUCGGGCGAUUCGAUUACAGCCAGUGUGACAUUUGGUACAUGAGGUUUUCUAUGGAUUUCUGGCAAAAGAUGCUUGCAUUGGGCAAUCAGGUUGGCAAACUUUAUGUUUGGGAUUUAGAAGUAGAAGAUCCUCAUAAAGCCAAAUGUACAACACUGACUCAUCAUAAAUGUGGUGCUGCUAUUCGACAAACCAGUUUUAGCAGGGAUAGCAGUAUUCUUAUAGCUGUUUGUGAUGAUGCCAGUAUUUGGCGCUGGGACCGACUUCGAUAAAAUACUUUUUCCUAAUCAAAAUUAGAGCGUGUUUUCUGUGUACAAUAGAUUAAUGUAUCUUGCUAGUAAGGGCACAUAGAGCAUUUAGAGUUGUCUUUCAGCAUUCAAUCAGGCUGAGCUGAAUGUAGUGAUGUUUACAUUGUUUACAUUCUUUGUACUGUCUCCUGCUCAGACUCUACUGCUUUUAAUAAAAAUUUAUUUUUGUAAA
Messenger RNA from Felis catus (domestic cat), 3456 nucleotides. It is a transcript of the gene EED, whose product is annotated as embryonic ectoderm development. Bases 1959 to 3248 code for a protein of 429 amino acids. The record is from RefSeq and is a predicted model, not a curated record. Lineage: Eukaryota; Metazoa; Chordata; Mammalia; Carnivora; Felidae. Gene Ontology annotation, biological process: negative regulation of transcription by RNA polymerase II. Gene Ontology annotation, cellular component: ESC/E(Z) complex. Gene Ontology annotation, molecular function: nucleosome binding; protein binding. The transcript has 17 exons.